CUGCGACACCAGCUCGUGCGGCUUCUUGAGUCGCACGAAAACACUACAAACCUGCAGAGUGUGAGCGGUAUCUGGGAGCUAACACUGCGUCUGACACAUUAAAUACUGUGUCGAAAUGACAGUGUGUAGCUUUUUCCUCCAGGGCCGCUGUCGGUACGGCGACAAAUGUUGGAAUGAGCACCCGAGAGGAGGAAACAGAGGAGGAGGAGGAGGAGGAUACAACAACAACAACAACAACUACAACCGUUCCUCAGCUCAGCAGCAACCCAGAGGAGGUGGAGGAGGGUUUGGAAACCGAGUUUGGGUGAAUCCUUCCCAGCAAAAAGGAGGUUUUAUCCAGCCUUCAUCUUUCUCCUCUCAUGGAAGUGAUGACUGGGGUCGAGGAGGAGGAGGUGGAGGAGGAGGAGGGAAUGACUGGGGUCAAGGAGGAGGAGGUGGAGGAGGAGGAGGAGGAGGAGGGAAUGACUGGGGCAGAGGAGGAGGUGGAGGGAGAAGAGAUAACGUGAAGAGCUCCGAAUUCAGCUUCUCUUCUCAAAACAGAUUUUCAGCACUCAAUACUCCCAGCACCUUUGACAGGGGAGGUCGAGGAGGAGGAGGACAGCAGGUAACAGCUGGUGAGGAGGAUGACGACAAAAAACUGGAGAUGAUUCAGAUGGACAUGGACAUUUGGGAGAGUUCAGGGCAGUGGGGCUUUUCGUGUUACUCUAACUUCAGGACAUCUUUAUCUGGUUUCGCUGAUCUCUCUCCAGAAGAGCUCAGGCUGGAAUAUUACUCCACAAGAGCUUCAGGAGAUCUGCAGAGCUAUGUGAAUGGUGUCAAUCAGUUGCUCAACCAGUGGAGAAGCAGAGUCCAGGAACUUAAGGUUAUGAAGCCAGCCACGCGCACAGCGUUGCUCGCAGAGAUGAACAACCCAGAUCCUCAGGCAUCUUCAGGUGGCUUUGGUUCAGCAACAGUGACUGGAUUUGGAUCCUCAACGUCCAGCUUUCAGAGCGGAGGCUUUGGGGCUCCAGCACCGGCCCAGGCCAACACUUUCAGUUUUGCUGCUCCAAGUGGUGGCUUUGGUUCCUCCGCAGCACCAUCAUCCUCCACAGGUUUUGGCAGUGCCUCAGCAGCUCCUACACAACCUCCCUCUGGGUUCGGUUCCUCAUCUGCACUUCCAGCUUCGUCUUUCUCCUUCGCUGCUCCAGCUGCCAACAAUCCAGCAGCCACCGCAGGAGCUGGCUCUGCCGCUGGGUUCAGUUUCUCCUCGACACCGAGCACAGCAGGAGGCUUUGGGAGCGGAUUCGGGGCUGAUGCAUCUGCUGCAGCAGGAAGGGGCAGUACUUUUGGACAGGCGAGUGGAGGGUUUGGGACGACCUCUGCUCCACCUGCAGCAGGAGCCGGGGCCGCUGGUGGGGCAUCGGACAGUCUGUUUUCACAGGAGAGCGCACUGACUCCAGAGGAACUGAAUCAGUUCAAGGCCAAGAGGUUCACUCUAGGCCAGAUCCCAUUAAAGCCUCCCCCAGCGGACAUGCUGGUGUGAUGACACUACCGUUGAAUUUAAUGUGAUUUUUGAAAAAAAGAGAUCAUUUAUACAAAGAAAAUAUUUCCCUUUUCAACCAAAGUCAGUCUACUAAUUUUUAAGAUAUGGUAAAUGUUUAAAUACUUCAAUUCCGGCAGGGAGAAUUCACUUUGGUUCAUUUAAGAGUUUUUCAUAUAUGCAAGGAAAACUUUACUCACAGAUGUCCAAUACACAGUACCUAUUUUUAGAUGAUGUAAUUUUUGUCGUAUAAAAAUGCAAUUGUAUUUUCAAAAGACUGAAUGUCUUUCAGGAUUAUUCUGAAUCGCCAAUUUUACCUUUUCCCAGGUGUUGAUGCUGACAUUAAGCUUAUCAGCUCAUGAGCAGAUUUUCUGAAGCUUCAUUUGCAUGGUUAUGUAAUCAGACAUAAUCUUUAUCACAACAAAACAAUAAAACACGCAUAGAACUUGGUUGGAAACUUUUAUCUGCACAAAACUCCUGCAGCAGUGUCUUCCUAGAAAUCCCUCUUAAAAGGUGACUUAAGUAGUUUUCAACCUGGACCUAUUUCCAAAUGUUUUUGUUUCUAUGUGACUAAUGGAGACAAAAAUGUUGGUGUAGUUGGUCCAGUAAUGUUUAUGGGUAGUUGUGCACCGUCAAUGUACGUCAACUAAAAGCAUCUGACAACAUUAUGGAAAGGAUUUCUCCAGAGAUGUUACCCAAAAUCACUUUUGCCAAACCCACCAGAUUCCAUCGGAAUAAACAAAUUUUAUCAUCACAAAACACUCUUAAUUUAAAGUUGACAGAAACAAAAAACGUCUUGGUUUCUCUUUCCACUGUUCCAACAAGUACAAACUCUGGUUAGGUUGAAAUAAACCCUUAUUUUACUCAGUUAGGUGUGAAAAUGUGUUGUCUCUAUACACUAAAAUUAAUGUUUGUUCAACUGGAGUCUGGUGGGUUUGCUGAUGGCAAUUUUGGAUCUGGCUAAACAUAGGUAAAAUGAUCUUCCAUCCAUUUCCAUCCAUUUUCAUCUGCUUAUCCAGGGUCAGGUCGUGGGGGCAGCAGACCAAGCAAAGCACCCCUGAUGUCCCUCUCCCUAGCAAAGCUUUCCAGUUCCUCCUGGGGGACCCUAGGGGGGGUGAUCACACCUACAGGUGGCGCUAGAAACGCGGACGCUUCAAAGACACUUGAAAUGCCUGAAACGCCCUUUCAGUGAGUGCUCCUUAAGAGGAGCGCCUGUAGAGCGAGGGUGCAUGAGCAACCGGGCGAUCAAAACAUUGAAAAUGGACCCAAGACGGAGCUAUGGUGCUACUGACGCCCAAAAGUUGAGAUUAUUUCAACUUUCAGCAUCUACAAAUGCGUGUCUAAAAAGACGCCAGAAAGACACUCGUCAUAAAAAAAAUGCUUGAAAACCAGUCAGAUGCGCCGUAUCAUAGGGAAUCAAUUGUUUUCUGGCGUGUCGUUUCUAGCGCUUCUUGUAGGUGUGAUCGCCCUGUAAGGUGUUCCCAGGCCAGAUGAGAUAUGUAAUCCCUCCAGCGUGUUCUGGGUCUGCCCCGGGGCCUCCUACCAGUGGGAUGUGCCCAAACUCCUCCAGCGGGAGGCGCCCAGGAGGCAUCCUGAUCAGAUGCCCGAACCAUCUCAACUGACCCCUUUCAACGAGAAGGAGCAGCGGCUCUACUCCGAGCUCCCUCCAGAUGUCCGAGCUCCUUACCCUAUCUCUAAGGCUAAGCCCAGCCACCCCAAAUAAUCUUACUCUUUAAUAAUAAAAAUGUCUGUCUCUAUAGUGAUCCUUUCUAUAAUUUUGUCAAACAUGGGAAGAUAAAAAAACUCAAGUUACCCUUUAAUGAUAAAGCAACAGAACAUUCUCAUGCUGUCGUCAUACUGUAUUUGUGAAAGGUGUAAUUGCACAGUAUGCCCAGGAGAUGGUGACAGAAUAUCACCAAAAAAUCCAGCCUUUUACCAUUUUAGUAAAGCACAAACAGAUAAGUGCAAACUUUGAUGUAACUUGAAAAGAAGAGGUAGUUCAAAGCCUCAGGCUGGGUAUUAUUCUCCCUCUGCUAAUGCAUGCCUCAGAUUGUAACAUGACACCAAGGCCAUCAGUCUAAAACCAUCCGUCUCCAUCAGCCUGCAGGCCUGCAUCCACUAAGAGAUAGGGAAGUGGUAGUGUAGGGAUGACAGUGAGUGAGUAACCUAUUCAAUACGUAUUCAUUAGGUGUUGAACACCCGGUGGGACCACAAGAAGAGGAAUACGGUGACAAAGAGACAGCAAUAAGCUAUUCUGCUGCUAUAGGGGAUUACGGCUCUGCUGACUGGAGCAUAUUUUCAGCUGACAGGGAGUUUGUGAUAUCGGCGAGAGGUGAAACUGAGCUGGAGCUGCCUCCUGUGUGUGUGUGUGAAAUGAUGUCAGUAUCUCAUGGCUAGGUCAGAGGCAGUGUGAAUUAUUCCUAAUACUCCUCUCUCUUACUUCUCAGUCUGUCAGCAGUAACCUCCCACCCACCCCCCC
Messenger RNA from Epinephelus moara (kelp grouper), 3998 nucleotides. RefSeq names its product nucleoporin 42 (gene nup42). Gene Ontology annotation, molecular function: metal ion binding; nuclear export signal receptor activity. The transcript is spliced from 7 exons. NCBI's taxonomy places the organism in Eukaryota, Metazoa, Chordata, Actinopteri, Perciformes, Serranidae. Gene Ontology annotation, cellular component: nuclear envelope. Bases 116 to 1522 code for a protein of 468 amino acids. The record is from RefSeq and is a predicted model, not a curated record.